ACAAUUGACAUUUGCGAAAUUCUAAAAACAGCUGUUGUCACACAGCUGAUGAAAAAUAUUUGCUUCAAAUGCCGGCUUCAAUUUGUUAAAAAUAUUUCUGAGUGUGCUGUUUAUGUUAGCGGGCAAAAUGUCUCAACAGAAAGGAGAUGGAGAAGUCACAAAAGCCAGUAUUUUAAUACUGAACGAUGAUUGCUUGCUGGAAAUCUUUAAGCAACUAAAAUUGGUAGAACAGGUGCGUUUGGCAACGGUUUGCCCACGUUUGCGCAGCGUAUUUCAAUAUUAUUGUCAAAGGCAUUGCAAAAUAUUGCGAAAAUACGAUCUCAGCGAUAUGAGUACGCGUGAAAUAAGGCGAUUUUUUGAAAUGGCUGGGAAUUAUUUAGAGGAGCUAGUUAACCUGCCCUACAAUGAUCAGGAACGUAAUGAAUAUGUAACGCAAGUAAAUAAAAAUUGUCCAAAUGUACGACGAAUUUAUUUUGGAAUGACAAAAAUAAAGUCUAAGUGUUUACGCAAAUUACUUAUGAAUAUGAAACAUUUAAAUAGUUUGCAUUUGCAAAAGUGUUCGCUGGACGACAAUGCAAUGAAAAGUGUAUCGGAAUUGGCAACUUUAGAGAUUUUGAGACUAGAGGGUGAAGAAGACAUAACGGGACGCUAUUUAAGUAAACUAAAAUGCCUGAAAGAACUGACUUUCGUUGAAUGCGGCAUACAAGAUGACUUUUUUGUGGAAAUUUGUACAUCGCUUAAGGAGCUUAAAAAGCUGACAUUACAAUGGUGCGAUGCGCUUACUGAUGUCGCAAUUUCAGCGCUGCCAGUGAAUUGUGUAAAUUUAGAAAAACUUAAUAUAUCGUGUAAUCAAAGCUUUGAAUACUAUGAUAUAGCCCGGCUGCCACGAUUAGUUGAUUUGGAAUUGUCUGCCGAAAUGUUUCGGACACAAUCAUUUAAUUUAUUACUUAACCGAUUGGCUGAUCAAAAGGGUGAGCAACUUGAGUGUUUGCGUAUUUUUUCGCCCAGACUUAUUGUUGAUGACGGCAUGCGACCUUUGUCACAAUUUAAGAAUUUAAAAGUAUUUGGUUGCGAUUGUAGUAAAUAUAUAGAUGCUACAUGUUUGCGAUAUAUUUGCGCAUUACAACAAUUAGAAACUGUUAGUUUAAGAUACUGUCGCUCAGUUACUAAUGAAGCGGUGUUAGUGUUGUUGGACGGCUGUCCAAAGUUAAAAUAUAUUAAUGUGAUGCAUUGUGAUCAGUUAACAGAAGAGUUGGUCUAUAAGACUAUAGAUGUGCUGCAAAGAAAGCAAGUUGACAAGCAACAUUCACGUGAUAGUAUGCCAGUGCUAAUGAUGGUUGCGGGUACGAGAAUAAGGCAUUUAAUUUUGGAUGAUACCAAGUACUUAGAAGCUUUGGAAGGUGGCCUGUUAAAGUUGAGCUUCGCCAAUCCCUUUCAAUUUCCCUACGAAAAUUUAUACUACACAUAUAACGUGCCAGCCAUUCGUGAACUUAAACACUUCUAUUGAAAACUGAAAGCAACAGUUAUUUUCGCGCAUUGUUAUUGGCAGUAGUUAUAAAACUGAAAAUAUUUGUUCGUUAAAAGCCUUCAAACACUGCCUACGUGCAUGAGUGGUUAUUUAGUUAUUGUAGAAUUGUAGUGUUGUUUAAUUAUGAAAUUGCUUAAAUUACGCAAUAUUUUCAUGUACAACCUACCUGUGUAUUUAUUUAUUACAAAUAAUAACAAAAAUUAUUUGUUUCUAUGACAUUAAAUAUACUCUAUUUUUGUUUGGUAAAUUUCAAAAAUCUAAAAUUUUUAUAUUAACUAAAAUCUGUUUUCAACUUGCUCAAAUAUUUUAAAUCUAACCAAAAAAAAAAAAAAUAAGCUAAUAAUAAAAUAAAAUAAAAUAAUUUCAUUCUUCGUUAAAUGGUUAGAAGUGAAUUGUAUUUGAACAAAAAUACACGACUUGUGUUAAUUAAAUUAUUAUUUUAGUUUUAAUAUCUUAACUUGGUUGCGUUUGUGCUUUCAAAAUAUUAUAUUUAAUUAUUAUUAAAUAUUAUUAAAAUAAAUAUUUAAUUUUUUUUAAAUGAUUUGAGUAUUUAAAUUUUCGUUUAAAUUUUUCAAAUAAUAACUUAUUGCUGUGUAAAUUAGUUAUUAUUUAUGUGCAUUAAAAUAUUAUAUAUGUAUUUACGAAAUUGUAAUUCUAAAAUGUAAUUCAUUAAGAUGUGUUAUAUACAUGUAUAUAGUCUUAAGAAAGUUGUUUCAUAGAUGAUUAUAAAUAUUAAUAAACACCACAACUGUAAUGUGCGCAAGAGAUUACAAAGCAGAAAUUGCCUUGCAAGUAAUGUUUGCCAAAAACUUGCCACUACUAAGCUUGCAAAUUCUUUGAAAAA
Bactrocera oleae (olive fruit fly) is the source of this 2372-nucleotide messenger RNA. RefSeq lists its product as uncharacterized. Gene Ontology annotation, cellular component: SCF ubiquitin ligase complex. Gene Ontology annotation, biological process: SCF-dependent proteasomal ubiquitin-dependent protein catabolic process. The record is from RefSeq and is a predicted model, not a curated record. NCBI's taxonomy places the organism in Eukaryota, Metazoa, Arthropoda, Insecta, Diptera, Tephritidae. Gene Ontology annotation, molecular function: protein binding.